Molecule: messenger RNA, 2736 nt
Organism: Crotalus tigris (Tiger rattlesnake)
Lineage: Eukaryota; Metazoa; Chordata; Lepidosauria; Squamata; Viperidae
Gene: BHLHE41
Product: basic helix-loop-helix family member e41
Exons: 5
Coding region: 684-2054 (456 amino acids)
Biological process (GO): circadian regulation of gene expression; regulation of neurogenesis; regulation of transcription by RNA polymerase II
Cellular component (GO): nucleus
Molecular function (GO): RNA polymerase II cis-regulatory region sequence-specific DNA binding; protein dimerization activity; DNA-binding transcription factor activity, RNA polymerase II-specific
Source: RefSeq, a predicted model, not a curated record
AUCCUCCCCCGCCGCUCCCUUUCUCCUCCCCUGCUCCUCACUGCUUGGUUUGGCUGGGGGAAGAGGCGGGUGGCGCUUGGCUGGCCUGGCCUGGCCCGAUUCCCGGGUCUGUCACCAAGAACGUCCUUUGCAGCCAGCGGUCGCCUCCACGCGCGCAGUCACUAAGCUCCCGGCGGCGGUGGCAGCACGGGACACCUCACGUUGCCGGCCUUGUGCUGGUACCAGCUUGAGACAGAUUAAGGAGGAGGGAUUCCGCUACCCGCCUUCCUUCUUUCUUUCUUUCUUUCUUUCUUUCUUUCUUUCUUUCUUUCUUUCUUUCUUUCUUUCUUUCUUUCUUUCUUUCUUUCUUUCUUUCCUUCCUUCCUUCCUUCCUUCCUUCCUUCCUUCCUUUCUCUCUCUCUCUCCUUCCUUCCUUCCUUCCUUCUUUAAGGGGCCAGCUGGAGGAAGAGAGGACUUCGCCCGCCCCAGCCACCUUCAGGGGUGCAAGGCGCACGGGGGUGGGUGGGUGGGGGGUGCGCGCCUGGAUGGGCAACUCCCGCCACCUCCCCUUGCCAGGACACCUUGCCUGACCUCCCUACGGUCCGCUUAAGUCACCCUUUGGAAGGCAGCAGGGGAAGAGCACCCGGCCCAACUUGGCAAGGCAAUUGCAGACCUACCCACUCACCCACCCCGACCACCAAUUCAUGCUGGAUUAUUCUCCCUUGCACAGGUGCCGAUCCAGGAGGAGCAUGAAGCGGGACGAGAGCAAGGAAACCUACAAACUGCCCCACCGGCUGAUAGAGAAGAAGAGACGAGACCGGAUCAACGAGUGCAUCGCUCAGUUGAAGGAUUUGCUCCCAGAACAUCUCAAAUUGACAACAUUGGGGCAUCUGGAGAAAGCCGUAGUUCUGGAAUUAACCUUGAAACACGUCAAAACUUUGACUACCUUAACGGAACAGCUGCAUCAGAAAAUCAUUGCUCUACAGAAUGGAGACAGAUCCCUGAAGUCUCCUCCACAGUCCGACCUGGAUGCUUUCCAUUCCGGAUUCCAAACGUGCACCAAAGAAGUCUUGCACUACCUCUCCCGAUCGGAAAGCUGGACCAGCCAGGAGCAACAUGGCGUCCAGCUGCUCGGUCACUUGCACUCCGUUUGCACUCGCUUCCUGCCCGACUCUCCCCACUUGAUCCAAAAGCUUUGCGGGGCCAAAGGACGGUGGUCUCCCCAGAAGGAACAACAGCAGCAGAAGUGUCCUGGAGGGACCCCGAAGCAGGAGACCCAGCCCCACUGCGUACCGGUCAUCCAGAGGACUCAAAACUGGAGUAGGGGCGCUGCCACCCCCCACCUGCCCCCCAGCGGCACGGAGCAGGCCGGGGAGCACGACACAGACACGGACAGUGGCUACGGCGGCGAGUACGAGGGGAAGACCACACGGGGUGGCUUCGUGGUCAAGCAGGAGCCCGCCGGCGAAGUGGAAGAAGCUCCUGAGGGAGUCAAAAGACGCAGGCUGGAGAACGGCAGCCCCCCCGCAGCGAUGGUGCAGGGGGCUGGGGUUGGGGGGAGGGCAGACCCUGUGCUUCUCAACCCCCUGAUGGCUUUGGGCGUGGGGGCCAGUUGUGGGCUAGGAGGGUCUCUCUUGGGCCAGGCCCCCACCGCUCCCUUCUGCUUGCCUUUCUACUUCCUUGCCCCGUCGGUGGCCGCGGCCUACAUGCAGCCCUUCCUGGAGAAGAUCAGCCCGGAGAAAUCGCUCUACCCCGCUGGGGGGGCUGCCGGCCCCUUCCCCUUCAUUUAUCCUGGGAUUUCUGUUCAAGGAGCUGCUGCUGCUUUUCCUUCCCUUGUCGUGGCCGCACCGGCAGCAACGUUGGCCCCCUCGGCUGAGAAAGGCAGCUCACCUUUGGGGACAGCCCCCUCCUUUCCCACGGGGGUAGCCCCUGAUUCACAGCCCCUGCCCCCCCUUUUCCCCUGCAAGCCGGCUGAGCUAAACACAGACCCGGAUCGUUGCCCUUCUCCAAAGUCUGAUCUUCAGCCCGGCCGGGACCGGCCCUUGCAAGCAAAUGCUAUGCUGUCCAGCAUUUAAUCCCCAGGGAAGUCUCCAUGGGGGGUUUUUUUGCGGGGGGGGGUUCCCACUGUGGGAAGAGAAGUCUAGAUUGACCAUUGAUUGUCUCUAGUUUUUUUUUUUUUUUUAAAAGAGAGAGAAAACAAACGGCUCCCAUCUGUGUCUCCUGCUUUGCAGAGGUCGCUUGGGGCAAAAAAACCCACAACCUUUGGAAAGCUUUUCCUUUCCCUAUGCCGCUAGUCCUCGUUUAGUGACUGUUCAAAGUUCCAACGGCAUUGAAAAAAGCCAUGGAGGACUGUUUCCCCCCUCUUAUGACCGUUGCAGCCUCCCCGUGGUCACGUGAUCAAAAUUCAGACGCUUGGCAACUGACUCGUAUUGACGAUGGUUGCAGUGUCCUGGUCUCAUGUGAUUCCCCCCCCCCUUUUGCAAUCUUCUGACAAGCCAUGGACAAGCCAGAUUCACUUAACAACGGUGUGACUUAACUGCAGGGGUUCACAAAACCACUGUGGCAAGAGAGAUGACAAAAUGGGGGCAACGCUUACCUAACAAGCAGACUCGCUUAACGGUUGUUAAGGGGAGAAGUCUAAGCCAGGGCUUUUCAACCAGUAGUAUGGGUACCACCUAUGGUACAUUGGCACCUGGCAGGUGGUACGCGACCAUCCUAGAAAAGUGGUAGCAGGGGAGGGGAAUGAGCUGAACCGGU